Pogoniulus pusillus (Red-fronted tinkerbird) is the source of this 2579-nucleotide messenger RNA. It is a transcript of the gene GAL3ST1, whose product is annotated as galactose-3-O-sulfotransferase 1. Lineage: Eukaryota; Metazoa; Chordata; Aves; Piciformes; Lybiidae. Gene Ontology annotation, cellular component: membrane. The transcript is spliced from 3 exons. The coding region runs from base 181 to 1455 and encodes 424 amino acids. Gene Ontology annotation, molecular function: galactosylceramide sulfotransferase activity. Gene Ontology annotation, biological process: galactosylceramide biosynthetic process; myelination. The record is from RefSeq and is a predicted model, not a curated record.
GCAGAGAGGCUCUGGAAGAGGUGGCAUUUGCGGGAGCAGCCCGGGACGAGCUUAUUCCAUGUCGGAGCAGCACCGACUCCUUUGCCCCGUGCCACCCACUCCCCCUGCGCCCCGGCCAGCCCAGGAGAGGAGAGGGACGGCUCGCCGAGAGCAGAUUAGACAAAGGAAAAGGUGACCAGGAUGCUGCACCAUGGGAAGCACUGGAGGUCCAUGUGCAAGGGGCUCGUCCUGGGGACCCUCCUGACCAGCUUCAUGCUGCUGCUCUACUCCUACGCCAUCCUCCCACUGCAAGUCAGCAUGACAGAGCUCCCCGUGCCCUCCUCCUGCUCCCCCUACCCGGCUGCCAGCAAGGCGGCAGCAGAGUCCAACAGCACGGGCAGCCCCCCUGGCCGGAGCUGCUCUCCCAAGCUCAACAUCAUGUUCAUGAAGACCCACAAGACGGCCAGCAGCACCAUCCUCAACAUCCUCUUCCGCUUCGGCGAGAAGCACGGCCUGAAGUUCGCCUUCCCCAACGGCCGCAACGACUUCUACUACCCCUCCUUCUUCGAGCGCAGCCAGGUGCAGCACUACCGCCCGGGGGCCUGCUUCAACAUCAUCUGCAACCACAUGCGGUUCCGGCACCGCGAGGUGCGCAGCCUCCUGCCGCCCGACGCCGCCUUCGUCACCGUGCUGCGGGACCCUGCCUACCUCUUCGAGUCCUCCUUCCACUACUUCGGCCGCGUCAUCCCCCUCACCUGGAAGCUGCCCGGGGAGGACAAGCUGGCCGAGUUCCUCCGCGACCCCUGGCACUACUACGACCCCAACGGGUUCAACGCUCACUACCUCCAAAACCUUCUCUUCUUCGACCUGGGCUACGACAGCAACAUGAACGCCGAGAGCCCGCAGGUGGAGGAGCACAUCCGCGAGAUCGAUCGCCGCUUCCACCUGGUCAUGCUGCUCGAGUACUUCGACGAGUCGCUGGUGCUGCUGAAGGACCUGCUGUGCUGGCAGCUGGAGGACAUCCUCUACUUCAAGCUCAACGCCCGCAAGGGCUCCACCGUCUCACGGCUGACGCCUGAGCUCUACGAGAAGGCCACCUCCUGGAACCUCAUCGAUGUCAAGCUCUACCGCUACUUUAAUGCCACCUUCUGGCGCAAGGUGGAGGCUUACGGCAGGGAGCGGAUGGCCAAGGACGUGGCCGAGCUGCAGCGGGAGAACGAGAAGAUGAAGAGCAUCUGCAUCGACGGAGGACACCCCGUGGACGCCAGCGCCAUCCAAGAGUCCUCCAUGCAACCCUGGCAGCCUCUGGGAGAGAAAUCCAUCCUGGGCUACAACUUGAAGAAGAAGAUCAACAAGAAGCACCAGAAGCUGUGCCGCAAGAUGCUGACGCCUGAAAUCCAGUACCUGACCGACCUGGGGGUCAACCUGUGGGUCACCAAGCUCUGGAGCCACGUGAGGGACUUCCUGAAGUGGUAGGGGGCAGCGGGCACCCUGCUGGCCCCAGGGCAGAACCAGGUGCUUUCCUUUUUUGUACUCAUGGUGUCUUGUAACUGGACCUGAGCAGUACCAGCUGGAGGCUCUGGCACCCAGGAGCAGUCAUAGGGACCCUCCAUGGCCCUCCAGCAGUGCCCCAUCAUGGGCAGGAGCUUGUGGUGGGACUGCCAUCGCCCAUUGGCAAGGAGUGAAGCCUCUGCCCCAGCCCUACCUCUGAGGGGUCAAGGUCUGGGGACUUGGGGGUGUCUUUUUCCCAGCAGGAUCCAUGUCUUCCAUAGGGAAAAGCUGGAGGGGAUGCUCAUGAAGGACAUGGCCUUGCCACAGUGGGGACAGGACAUCCAUCACCAUGAUGCUGAAGAGAUGCUGUGGGUUGGGCAGCAUGGGCACAGACAUGCCUUGCCAAUGGCAGUGAGGGGUCCUCAUUGCCUGGGUUGGCAGAGCUGCCAGGAGGGAACCCAAACCUCAAGGGGCUCCUCAAAUCACUCCCUUUUCCCUUGAGCCCUGGGUUUGGGGCUGUGUGUUGGAGCCACUGCACUACUCCAACGUGUUCCAGCCUGUGAGUGUGAUGAGUGCAGCAUGUUAUCAGCCACUGGCCCAUGGCAGGUGUGACCUGAAGCCAUCUGGAGAAUGAAGAACCCACCCCAAAAGCCUCAGCAUUGAUCAAAGGGCUGAUGUUACCCAUGGGCGAGGGACAUUGGUGCAGCAGGUCCCCUUCCAGCACCUCACUGUCCUGGUUGGAGGGCCCCGUGGCCCUGGUCCCUACAGGGGACAUCCCAGAAGGCCCACGGGGUCUGGUGAGAACUGGUCUGGGGAGGAGGGAGGAGUGGGGUCUGGCAGCCACCAUCCUGGUGAUGCCAUCCCCUGGGCAUGGGGGGGAUGACAAAGGUGGGAUUGAUCCCCACCCCAUGGUGGGGACAAACCUUGGGUGUCCCAGCCGGGCUGGAUGACACCAGCAAUGCCACAUCCUGCUGAGAGUGGCCCUGGCAGGGCAUGGAGGUGGUACCUGCAGCUGAGCCUCCCCAGCAGUAGAGGUCCUCCAACCAGCCCCCAGCCCCUGCUCUGCUCCCUUUGUAAAGACAAAUAAAGAAGCAGUUCUACUUUUGUAA